GGAACGGUGGAUAUAGACUGAAGUGGGAUAAAGAAGCAAGUGGAGGGAAGCAAGAAGCUCAAAAGCUUGGCCAGGGCUACUCUGCGAUUUUAUAUCUAGGGAAGACGGACACGAUCCACCAUUAUCCCCAGUAUGUAUCGUGUUCUUUAGCCUUCAGAUCUCUGAGUGCUGUUGGCGAGGAGCUCUGAGGAUCCAUCGAAAUCGCAUCCUUUUGACUGCCGCUGUCAUCUCCAUGUAUUUUGACAUUAUCUCGGAAAAUGCAGAGAUCUAUUGUGAAAAGACCGUCACCGUCGCUGACAGCUAGAUCCAGAAAGCUGAGAGGAGGAUGAAUCCUCCAGGUCAUCGAAGACAUCUACGCGUCUUUGUUGCUGCCCGUCUACGGCGGCCCCAUCUGCCUCCCAAAAGUUAACCUCCCCCGAACACUCACAAGUGGGCAUCCCAGAGGGUAGGAAAGGCGAGCCAGCCCCUGUAAAUAUGCCUGGAUGGAGGUCUCAGUGGCGUCUUGUCCUUCUGAACUCCCUCACCUGUGGCUUGGAGAUCUGUGUGGCAGCUGGGAUCACGUAUGUGCCCCCGUUACUGCUGGAGGCUGGUGUGGAGGAGCGUUACAUGACUAUGGUUUUAGGUAUUGGUCCAGUGCUCGGCCUCCUCUUCAUCCCUCUGAUCGGCUCAGCCAGUGACAACUGCAAUAGCAGUUACGGAAGGCGGCGGCCUUUCAUCUGGCUGCUGUCUCUGGGAGUACUCCUGGCACUUUUGAUCAUUCCCCAUGCCGACAUCCUGGCUGCGCACCUUGCCUGGGGAGGACGCACUUUCCAGGUGGGUUUCCUAAUCCUCGGAGUUGGCCUUCUUGACUUUUGUGGACAAGUUUGCUUCACGCCAUUGGAGGCGCUAUUGUCAGACCUGUAUCGAGAUGGGGAGGACUGCAACCAAGCCUUUGCGAUGUUCUCCUUCAUGGUCAGCUUGGGAGGCUGUGUGGGAUACUUGCUCCCUGCACUAGACUGGAGCCACAGCCUGCUCUCAGUUUACCUCGGAGGCCAGGACCAGUGCCUCUUCUUUCUCCUCAUCCUUAUCUUUAUAACCAGCCUACUCGUCACUAUGAAGGUUUCCGAAGAACCCUCCUGUGCCACCGGCGACCCGGCCGGUGCCGCAUCUUUGCCGGAGCCGGGAACGGGUGCGAUGGAAGCAGGCCAGUGCGGUGCGCCUCGGUCGUGCUGCUACCUUCUGAAGUGCAAGUUGAGGCUUCUGAAGUCGGGACCUCUGCUAUGCUUGCUGAGAACAUGCUGGUCCACGACCCCUGCCAUUUACAGGAGCUACUGCUUUGUCCCGAGGGUGAUGUGGCAGCUGUGUGUGGCUCAGCUCUGCAGCUGGAUGGCUGUAAUGUCCUUCAUGCUCUUCUUCACAGUCUUUGUAGGAGAAGGCCUGUAUGGUGGCGUUCCCAGUGCGGUACCAGGAAGUGUGCCCAGACAAAGAUACGACGAAGGUAUCCGUAUGGGAAGCCUGGGUUUGUUCCUCCAGUGUGCUACCUCAACCUUCUUCUCAAUGGUCAUGAGUCGACUGGUUCACCGUUUCGGAUCGCGCUGGGUGUAUUUGAGUAGCAUGGUGAGUUUCACGGUGUCCGCUUUGGUCAUCUGCCUAUCUAAAAGCGUGGUCCUCGUCACAACCAUGGCCGCCCUUACCGGCUAUGCCUAUGCCGCGCUGCAGACAUUGCCCUACACCCUCACCUGCCACUACCACAAGGAGAAGAAGGUGUAUAUGCCAAAAAGGAAAGCCAAAAACCCGCGUAAAAAUGGUUUUACAACCAAGAGAGACUAUUUGACUCCAGCGGAAGAGGAGGGCUUACUAAACAACACGGUCGGCCCCUCCUUUGGCAACGCCUUCUUCAGCCAGGACAGUUACUACGCUGCUCCCCUCAACCAGAACGGCUCAGCUCACAGCCCCGCCGGCCCCGAGCCGGAGGACCCGGAGUCGGGAUAUGAAGACCGUGGCGUGGGCUUGGACUUUGCCGUUCUAGAUGGCACCUUUCUCCUCUCUCAGGUUAUCCCCACCCUCCUCAUGGGCACCAUUGUUCAAUUCGCACAGUCAGUCACCGCCUAUAUUGCCUGCUCUGCAAUCUUAGGCAUUGUUGCCAUCUGUUUAGCCAAUCAUAUUGUCUUUGACCAAAAGGACCUCAAAGGCCGUGACUCAGAUGGGAAACCUAUGGGAAAGAUUGUGGAAUAAUGGCGGAGGAGCGUGUUGACAAUGCAGUCGCUGAGUAUCCCGGGAGGCCUUGCUCUAUUUUUGUGUUAUUUGCACCUUAUCAAAAGUGUGCCAUUCUGAGGCAUUGGAGAAUGAGUGAAUAUGUCAGCGGGGACGUGCCGCUAGUUUUUAAAUAGCCACAGGUUUCGCCCAGGUGACUAAGGGUUUUCCUUCCCCCACCAAACGUAUUUACACUCUAUUCUGGGAUAUAUACAGGGUAUAAAAGGUGACACGGAGAGGGAAGAUGGUUGCCUUGCUUCUUCAAUCCCGACACGCCGGAUGUUAUAUUUCACAAAGCCAUCUGAGAAAAAGCUGAAAGGCGAUUGAACGGAUUAUCCGUUUGUCCCAUCCAUUUUGAUGAACAAGCAUGGGAACGCUGCCACCUGCAAAAUGGCCCCCUAGCUGCCUCUUCUACUCCGUUAAAGACCGCUGAGCAGUCUGAGCAUCUCGGACGCAAUUGGUGCCACGGAGGCACGCUCAACCCAACAAUUGUGCCACAUACUGCGCUGCCAUGUGCAUUGCGAGUGAAGCGAUGAGAACACACCCCUCCCAUAUAGCGUCUCUUUAAAAGAGUCAAGAGCGCUAUCAAGUAGAUUCAAUCAUAUCCACGUAGGGGUUUAUCAGAAAUGGUUCGAGUGGUAUUCUAUUAGAACUGGACUACAGAUGUCCCAAAUAUUAGGAAAGAGGGACAGCUCUAUCUCCGAUUAGGACAAACAUCUCAGGUUAGCACUUUGCCGUAGUGCCCUCGUCUGUCUCAAUGCAGCUGCACCUUCAUGUUUUAACGUAAUUAUGCCCCUUGACAAUCUAGGACUCCCAGAUGGGCUUUUAUAUACGAUCGCGCUGCAAAUGACAUUCCUAUUUCACCCAUUGCCAAAAGACCCAAAUCAUUUGCUCAGUAGUGAAAGUGAACCAUUUUGCUUACCGAAGAUGACAGAGCAGCCUGUGCGCGCGCGUGGGGUCGUGUGUAUGUAUUCACGCUCCGAGGUGAUCGCCGGGCCGUCUUCUCAUUGGAGCGUUGCGGAUCUAUUUUCUGACUCUACUUAGCCAGGUACAUACAGUCCUUCGAUGCCUGAGAGAGGUUUUUUUUUUCUUUUUUUAACAAACAAUGAUAGCUUUGUCCCAGAAUGCAAACAAAAAUCUUAUCUAGCAGUAGCACAAUUGUCCAAAAAAGUGCCUGUAUAUUUUUCUGCCUUUUGUACCUAUUUAUUUAUAAUGCUUUUAUUUGGGGGGGGGGGGAGUUUUUAAGAUAUUGGCCUUUGGCAUCUGCUUUAGGUGCAAGGAUGAGGGCUAUUUCUGUGAAAAAGCUAAAUUAUUUGUACAGUGAUGUGCAACCAAUCCUCUGGAGUCCUAACUUAUUUUAACAUGAAACCUUUGUUCAGUAGCAUCUUCAGUUUGCUUUCACUCUUUAUUUGCCAUGCUGUUAGAUCUUGUUUUGUCAGCACUGCUUUGAUUACCACUAUAAUUCUCUUAUUUUUUCAAGUAAUACUUUUGAUGAUUAUUUUGUUUUUAAAUCAACUAUUUAACCGAUUUGUUUUUAACACAAACAAAUUAACAACAUUUAAUUUGUUUGUUUUUUUAACUCUGAAGGCGGAAGUUGAUUUUAGCCCCCAAUAGCGACCGUCUCGUUGGAGUUUUAAGGCCAGUGCCAAAUACAGACUCUUGAAAUUUAGGAUGAAUACAUUUUUAAUAGCAUGUACCACAAGAUAUUACCGGUUGUUGUCGUCGAUGCAUAAAGCCAUGACCGCAAACUAUUUUACACCCAUCAUAUUAUUCUGUAAUAAAUCUGAUUUCCAAACAGUUUUUAUAAACAAUAAAACAAACUGGCUGACAA
Messenger RNA from Phycodurus eques (leafy seadragon), 4063 nucleotides. RefSeq names its product solute carrier family 45 member 3 (gene slc45a3). The transcript has 7 exons. NCBI's taxonomy places the organism in Eukaryota, Metazoa, Chordata, Actinopteri, Syngnathiformes, Syngnathidae. The record is from RefSeq and is a predicted model, not a curated record. Gene Ontology annotation, biological process: transmembrane transport. Gene Ontology annotation, molecular function: sucrose:proton symporter activity. Bases 475 to 2214 code for a protein of 579 amino acids. Gene Ontology annotation, cellular component: membrane.